Messenger RNA from Anopheles stephensi (Asian malaria mosquito), 1792 nucleotides. RefSeq names its product protein phosphatase 1 regulatory subunit 21-like. The transcript is spliced from 6 exons. The record is from RefSeq and is a predicted model, not a curated record. NCBI's taxonomy places the organism in Eukaryota, Metazoa, Arthropoda, Insecta, Diptera, Culicidae. Bases 352 to 1551 code for a protein of 399 amino acids. Gene Ontology annotation, cellular component: membrane; early endosome.
UAUACAACGAAGUGCGUAUGUGUGCGUGCAUGGGUGCGCGAAUCAUUGGAGGAAAUGUUUUUCUUGCCGUUGUCACUCUCGGUCAAAGGGAGAAAAAUUGUUCCAUAAUUUCCGUGCAAUGGAAUGAAAGUUUCUAUAUUGUCGCUACCGUGCAAACAACCGCCUUUCGAGUGAUUUUCCAACGAUUAGCAAUAUUGCUUGUGAAACCAUGUGUCGCUAACUGAACAAAACGGAUUUGCCAUUCCCAAACUGCUUCGAAAGCCGAUGCAUGUCGGAAACAAUCUGUUGUGACACAGGAGCAGUAGAAAAAAUAGUUGUUCAUUCCUUCUAGUGAAACCUACUGGACCGUAGAUGGAAGCAAUGGAAGCAGAAAACUCCAACAAAUACCAGAAACUAGCCACCGAAUACUCAAAACUCCGUGCCCAGGCAAGCGUUCUCAAGCGGGCCGUCCUCGAUGAACAGAACAAAAAUGCAUCCCUGCGGGAAACGCUGCGCCUGAAAGAGGCUACCCUCCGAAAGUCCGAACAGGAGGUGGACAGUUUGGGGUUCCGCAACAAGCAACUGGAGCGGCGCGUGGCGGCACUGCAGGAAAAUCUAGAACACGAGCUAAAGAAAGCGUCCGGCGGGAAAACGCUUAAAACGAAAUCAUCCAACAACGACCUCAACGCUGCCCUGCCGGGCUCGGAAGGCGGCAGUGUAAUCGCGGAGGAGCUGCAGCAAAAAAUUCUCGAAAAUGUACAGCUGUCCAACAGCUUGGAGGAUAAGGGUGCGGAAGUGAAACAGUUGCAAAAUCGUAUCGAGGGGCUAAACCGGGAACUGCAGCAGCAAGCGACCGUUGAGCAGAAGCUGCGGAAAGAGCUUGAGCUGCUGACCGUAAGGAAUUCGGAGCUUGAAUCUAAGGUUUCGGAAGCGGCAAGCACGAUUGGAAGCGAAGAUGGACUAAGCGUUACAACGGAUGUGGAAAACCAUUACAACCACUUUACCGGCAGCUCGAACAGUGCGUCCCAGGGGCAAAAUAAUGGCACCAACAACAACAACACCACCACCACGGCCGUUAGCCAGGACGAUCGAAUAGUGUUUCUCGAGAAGGAGCUGAACCAUUGGCGGGCCCAGUACGAGCUGCUGAAAAUAGAAACCUCUAGUCACAUUCGAAUAGCGCCAAAGGUUGAGCAAAAGGAGGACAUCUUCAGCCAAGGAGCGGACGGCAUAAAUAGAACACUGGAGGACAAUCAGCAGCAGAGUGAGGUGCAAACACGGGAACAGAAGCUGACCGCGUGUUUUACGAAAAGUAUCGAAGAACUGUUCCAUGACAAAUGUCGCGCUGAAUCGAAACUGGCUUCACAUUUCAUUGAAUGUCAAAGACUGCAAACCCAUUUGGAGGUUUUAAAAAAUCGUCUAAAGGAACGAGAGGAGGCCAACAGAGAAGAGGAGCGCCGUUACCGCAUCAUCGAAGAUGAAUUGUCCCGCACGCGGCUCAACUACGAGGAACAGAUCAGUGUCCUGACCGAGCAAGUGAUAAGCUUAAGUGAUCAGUUAGCCAAGGCCAAGUAGUAGGGUCCGAAUAGUAGCGCGGGACUGUAUCUGCUUUCCCACAUUGUGUUGCAGCAACACACACAUGCACCCAUGUUCGUGUGCUACUACUCUCAGAGAUGUGAAUAUCAUUCUAUAUCCUUUCCGGUGCUAGAAGGGAACCCGCAUAUUCUCGUGUGUGUGUGCGCGCAAUAAGUUAGAAUGUGCAAACCGUGUCGAAACGUUUACUGAAUGUGUAAUAAUAAAUUCUUACAAAAACGAA